Molecule: messenger RNA, 1323 nt
Organism: Ziziphus jujuba (common jujube)
Lineage: Eukaryota; Viridiplantae; Streptophyta; Magnoliopsida; Rosales; Rhamnaceae
Product: 3-ketoacyl-CoA synthase 2
Exons: 2
Coding region: 1-1323 (440 amino acids)
Biological process (GO): fatty acid biosynthetic process
Cellular component (GO): membrane
Molecular function (GO): acyltransferase activity, transferring groups other than amino-acyl groups
Source: RefSeq, a predicted model, not a curated record
AUGAAUCACUUUCUUAUAUUUCUCAUUCCAUAUGUCUUCCCUCUAGCCUUCCUACUUCUUCUAUUAAACUUCUUCAUACGAAAACCCCACCGCAAAGUUUUCUUACUAGACUUCGCAUGUUACAAGCCCCCAGCAACCCAGAAAUGCAGCCAAGAUGUAUUUCUCGAUCGAGUUCGAGUCUUAGGGAACUUCUCAGAGAGCAACAUGGAAUUCAUGCAAAGAACAUUGGAGAGAUCAGGUUUGGGACAGUCAACUUAUGUUGCAAGUGCACUACUCAAUAAGGACUCCAUAAAUCCUAGCACGGAAGAUGCAAGGAAAGAAGCUGAGGCUGUAAUAUUUGGGGCAGUGGACCAAUUGUUGGAGAAGACGGGAGUGAAGGGUGAGGAAAUAGGGAUAGUGAUAGUAAAUUGUAGCAUUUUUAAUCCUGUGCCUUCUCUUUCUGCUAUGGUAGUAAACAGGUACAGGCUUAGAGAGAAUGUUUUGAGCUUUAAUCUUGGCGGGAUGGGGUGUGGUGCUAGUCUUGCUGCUAUUGGCCUUGCUAGACAAUUACUCCAGGUGCACCAUAACUCAUAUGCUCUAGUGGUUAGCACAGAGAACAUCACACAAAACUUCUAUCCAGGCAAUGAUCGUUCCAAACUGCUAACCAAUUGCCUAUUCCGCGUCGGUGGGGCAGCCAUCCUCCUCUCCAAUCGACCAUCCGAUCGCAACAUCGCCAAAUACGAGCUCAUCCACACCGUACAUACACACACGGCCAGUAUUGACCAAUCAUACAAAUGCGUUUUCCAAGAAGAGGAUCACCAUGGUAACAUAGGCAUCACCAUAGACAAACACGUCACCUCCAUCGCAAUGAACGCCUUAGAAAUCAACUUCACCAGGAUAGCUCGUCUGGUCCUCCCCGUAUCCGAACAAAUCCUCUACGUAACAAACUUUAUCAUUAGGUACCUCCACGUGGCGGAAAUCAAACCGUAUGUUCCAAAUUUCAAGAAGGCUGUGGAACACGUGUUGCCUCAGGUUGGGACAAGGCCUAUACUGGAAGAAUUGCAGAGAAGAUUGGGGUUUAACCGGAGAGACUUGGAAGCUUGUAGAAUGACUUUAUAUAGAUUUGGGAACAUGUCUAGUAGCACUAUAUGGUAUGAAUUGGCUUACACAGAGGCUAAAGGAAGGAUGAAGAGGGGUGAUAGGGUGUGGCACAUUGCGUAUGGAUCCGGGUUUACGUGUAGCAGUCUGAUUUGGCGGGCCAGGAAGAAUGUUGAUCGUGAGGACAAGAAUCCUUGGAGUGAUGAGAUUGAUGGAUUUCCCAUAUUUGAGAAGGAUAUAUAUUAA